AGCAAAACUGCUUAUUUCUCCGAACUCUCCGAUCAAACCCUCAACCUCUUGAGUCUUUAGUCUUAGGCUCUCAGUAUUGCUUCCUCUCCGGCGAGGCAGCCAAAGGCCACAACGCAAGCUUGUGCAAAUUCUUCGUUCUAAAUUUGUAAUCGAAGCUCGCUUCGCUUCAUCUCAUGCAAUUGCGAUGGUGCCUCCCCCAAUCCACGCAGCAGCAAACGCGCAAUACACGCAACAGUUCCUAAGCAACGUUCUCUCCCAGCGCGGCCCCUCGGCGUUGCCCUACGCAGAGGACGCGAAAUGGUUGAUCCGCCAACAACUGCACAGCUUAGUCGAUAACUAUCCAAGCCUGCAACCUAAGACCGCCACUUUCACCCACAACGAUGGCAGAACCGUCAACCUCCUCCAAGCAGAGGGUACCAUCCCCAUGGUCUACCAAGGUAUCGUUUACAACAUCCCCGUGAUCAUCUGGCUUAUGGAAUCCUACCCUCGUCAGCCUCCCUGCGUCUAUGUGACCCCAACUCGCGAUAUGAUCAUCAAACGCCCCCACCAACACGUCAGUCCUUCUGGUUUGGUCUGUCACCCCUAUCUCCACAAUUGGAUCUACCCAAGCUCGAAUCUCGUCGAUCUGGUUCGUAAUCUCAGUCAUCUAUUUGGCCGCGAUCCCCCUCUCUAUGCUCGCCCCCAAAGACCUAGCCCUCCUCCAAACCCUAAUCCCAGUCACAACCCUAGCUCCAGUGAGAAUUCAAAUUCUCCUUUUUCAUUAUUGUCGUCCAUUGUUCGCCCCUUUAUCCCUCCACCGAGGUUAAAUUACUCUUCGCCUCCUUAUGGGCAUCGGCCGACGACAGAAGCCACUGAAGAUCCAGCCGAGGUUUUUCGUAAGAAUUCGAUCAAUAAGCUUAUGGAGAAGUUACAUGUUGAUGCCGAGGCGUUGAGAAAGACCAGCGAGUCUGAGAUGGAAGGGCUUUUCAAUUUGCAGGCGGUUUUGCGACAGAGAGAUGAGAACCUCUCUAAGGAGUUGAGGAAAUUUCAUGAGGAGAAAGAGGGACUAGAGCAGCAAUUGCAGAUGAUUCUAAUGGAUACAGGUCUCUUGGAGUCGUGGUUGAGGGAGAACGAAGGGAGGGUGAGUAAAGCCAAAAAUGUGGAGGUUGAAGGGAUUUUUGAGCCUUGUGAUGCGCUUUCGAAGCAGAUGCUUGAAUGUACUGCGUCUGAUUUGGCUAUAGAGGAUGUGAUUUAUUCCUUGGAUAAAGCAGCUCAGGAAGGAUCGAUACCCUUCGAUCAGUAUUUGAGGAGCAUUAGAUCGCUCUCACGCGAGCAGUUCUUCCACCGUGCCACGGCUGCGAAGGUCAGGUCUGCACAGAUGCAGGCUAAGGUUACUAGUAUGGCAGCUCGGGCAUCAAGGUAUAUGUGAAGGUUUGUGGCCUAAAUGUGUUAAUGGUUACUCCAGGGGCUGAUUCAGAAUGGACCUUUAGAGAAAUUAUCAUAUUUGAAUGCAUGGGUUGACUGCUACGCACUUCGUGCGGAUGGCUUUUAUUAGCUCCAUGGUUUGUGGGAGUUGAGGGUCUUCCAGCGUGUAGUCAAGCAUUUGUAGUUCCGGCAAAACUGGGGCUGCGAUUCUCCUUGGUUGUUCCGGCGUUGGUUGGCAGGGGGCUGCAAUUCUCUGCAAUUUGAUUUCCGGCGUUGGCAGACGACGAAACUGGUGAGUCUCAUCCCUGCAAUUUGAUUUCAUGCACUGGAUUUCAGUAUAUGAUUCUGGGUUCUCAGUAUAUGCUUACUAUUUCCCCAAUUUUUCUGUUGAUUCCACAAUCCAUACAUGACUUUUUCAAUUUCUAAUUCAGAUCUGCUAAGUGAUUUCAAUACUGGGUUCUCACUAAAAGGAUUAGUAGAUGGUGCGAACUUGCUUAUCUCCCCAUUUCGAACUUCUUUAAUGUCCCUAUCAUCAAUAUGGUGCAAACAUGCUAUGCUGGUUGAGCAGGGUGUACAGCAGUUAUAAAGCCUUCUGAGCAUGAUCCUGCAACCUCUUCUUUUCUGGCCAAAGCCAUCCUAAGAUACAUGGACACUAAAGCCAUUAAGGUCAUUGAAGGAGGAGUAACCAUAGCAGAGCAUCUCUUAGAACAGAAAUGGGACAAGAUAUUCUUCACUGGUAAUGCACACAUAGUUAUAUGGCCGUCCACUUGAAUAUAUGGUUCUGCUACUGAUUAACACCAUUACCCAUAAACAUCCAGGGACUAUACAAGUCGGACGCAUAAUCAUGUCCGCAGCCGCUGAACAUCUUACACCUGAUUCUCAGACUAAGAACAAGGAGACCUCACAUCGAACAGCUACGAGUUCCCACAUUUCAGGAAAUGGGGACAAAAAUUGAAACGCAUACCUUCGCUUCGCUGGUGACUGGUGAGUAUCUGUUUUCGUCAGACGCUAUCGACAUCGCCGGAAUGUAUUCCACAUUUCGCCGGAAGGAAGAGGACCUCUCCUUCGUUGGAGAGGAUAUCGCUGGGAUUUGGGUGUUUUUUACGGUUCAAAAGGGUGAAACAGGUAGGACGGUAGUUCGGUCUUUUCAAGUUCGAAACUAACACCAGUGAAACGGUGUUAGUUUUUUAGGUUUAAACGUAAAAAACGAAAUGAGACGGGGGAUGAUGUAAUUAAGGCAAACGUGAGGGGUGGUGGAUGUAAAUUUCCCUUGAUUAAAACAUUGUCAACUAGAGUUUUCAGAAGUCAGAAUCGAAAUCAGGGCUGUAAUAGUAUGAAUUCCAGAAAUCCCAGUGACAAUAGGAAAAUCAAUGUCCCAGGAACAGAACUGAAAUCGAAUGCAAAAACUAGUUGAACAGAUUUGAUACCUUAAGAAAAAUCAAAACAAAGAACAGCAUAGCAGUAGUGCAGUACCUAGGCUUCUCACUGCAAGGUAUUGAUUAGAUUCGCCACCAAUCCACCUGUUGAAUCUCCACAAGAAGGAGCAUUCUGAAUUGCCACAGAAACAAAAGCAAAAAAGGCAAACUUUAUUCAUCAAAUUCGUGUACAAGGCUGUAGACCCAUACAAACUUACAUAGAAGGAUCAAAAUUAGACUCAAAACUCAUAAAGGAAAGGCCUAAAACCAGUCCUUAACUAAUAAGGUAACCUAAAUUAACUAGGAAACUAAAUUAAUGAAUGAUGACUCAAAACAGUAUUGAAUUUAUAGAAUCCUAAUCCAGCCCGUUUAAUAACUAUUAAAAUAAAGAAAUACACUUAACUAACUGAUCCCGUAUGCCUAGCUUCUACCUAUAUUAUAGGCCCAUUAAAGAGACCCAUUACAAUGAGAACACAUUGGAUCAAAGGCCCAACCCCAAGCUUUCUUUUCACUAAAAUAAGCUGAUAUCUGUGAUUUAUCUGCAUCAGUAGAGUUCUCUCAAUUUAACUAUGAAAUACUCUAGCAGUUCUUUGCUUCCCAGCCAGUUUACAUAUGUAAACAUAAUCCAAGUGAUAAAUUUGGUUGUUGGUACUUUCCAGAUAUCUUCUUGAAAGACGGUUCCACCCAGUGAGGCUCUAAUAGGUUUUGUGGUGAGCUCUGUUCCUUCAGUUUUCCAAAUAUGUUUUCUAGGGUUAAGGUCUUGACAAAAGCCUUUGGAGGGCAAGGAUCUAUGUAGCCGACCCCAUUUAGUUGGGAUAAGGAUGAAUUGUUGUUGACAAAAGCCUUUGUUUCAUUCAAUUCUUAUGUUUUCGAAUGAUUAAAUUCACGUGCUGCUGUACUUUUUCAUGAUAUUCAUACAUUGCAGUCUUUGACUUAUAGAUUUCCCCAAACAAGGAACUUCUAGCUUCACUGAAUUUAUUACAUAACAUUAUUGACCCGGCUUACUCCUACUGUGGUAGCUUCGAUUCUUAUAUCCAGUUUACAAUUGAACCGCCAUGCGUGUGUUUAUUGGCCAAAGAUUUGAAUUAGCUUCCUUCCAUUGUUCUCUCUCUCUCUCUCUCUCUCUCUCUGCUUCACAUAUUUUGGAUUUUAUGCUUUAUGCUGAGUUUUUCUUUACUUUCUAGGGAGUUUUAGUACCUUCUUGAGCCUAGCUUCAGCAGAUGAAAAUCUUCAUGCCCUGUAAAAGUGAUGAGUAAUGGAGGUUAAGGGAAGUUUAAAUAUAAAUAUAGAUGGAUUUAGUUCAAAAUCCCAUAAUAAGUUAGUAAGACACAAACAAGGAGUGAGGCCGGGGUUUUCUCUCUCUCUUCAAGCUUUUAUGAGUCCCUUAUGAUAGGAAAGCUUUCAGUUUCAGGAAACAGGUCUUAUGGUCCUGGGAGUUAGGCUUAAGCUGAGCAUUAGAAGAACGUUUUGUUGAUUAUACAAGGGGUGAGAAGAAGAGGAGAGUGGUUGCAAAUCUCAUAUUAAAAGAGUUUCCGGUUGUAAAGUAAUAAAUUUAAACAGAGAGCCAAUAACAAAACUAUGGCGAAUGCAUCUAUCGUCAUUGAUGCAUAAAUAAAGAUAGCAAUUAGUAGUGAUUGAAUUCCUUCUAGGGUUCCACAUGAGAAACCAGUACGAAUAUAACCUCCAUGUCCAAUCGAACUAUGAGCUAGAGGCCUUUCUUCGCUGGCUUCACUAGGUUGGUGGCAAAGCAACCUGUAGUUUUCUUCGUUGGCUUCUGCCUUCCCAAGCUGUCCCUGUGAUCCAGGGCGUUUUCUGAAAGCUCCUCCAUAUGGCGCCAUUUCGAUUGGUGUUUUUCUCCGCGAACCAUUUGGAAUGGCGUCAAACUUACCAGGUUUCAAUAGUUAUAGUAAGAAUAAUCACUACUAGGGUUGGAGGCUUCACAUGUUCACUGUUUAGGGAAGAUUUGCAGUAUAAUUUGGACUAAUACCAAGAUAAGAAAGGACUGAGAGAUAGUGGUGCUGGUUGUAGGAGAAGCUAAGUUAGUGAUCACACAAGUGAAUUUGAGCUGAGGAUUUCGAUAUAGAUUCAAAAAGAUCUGAAAGUUCCUGAAAGGGAAUAGGAAAAUAUUAGAAUUUCAGGGGGGGAAGGGGUGUACAGAAUUCUACUUGGAAGAGUGUUGGCAUCCUAGAAUCAAAACCAAUAUCUGUCAUAGGAUUUCGGGCGGAUAUUUAGUGUUGAGUUUGCAAACUUUUCUUUGGCAAAAGGUGUUUUUUUUUUUUUAAACCUAUAAAAGAAAAUGAUCAACAUUGGCUACAUGCCUGACAUCAGUUUUUAAGUGCUUUGAUUCUGGAUGUUUGAUUGUUACUGAACCCUUCUCCUUCAUGGAUGUGGUUUGUAUUCGUUUGAAACCAAAACAGAGCUGAGCUGGGCAAUUAAGAUUUGAUGAUCAUCCCUACUUAGUGUUGAUUCUUGAGCAUGAUUUUGAACCUUAAACUCUUUAUGGUAAUCCAGACAUGUAAAUUGUUUUUUUUUUUUUUAAGGGGUGGAGGGUGGGAGGUGCAUAGGUGCAUGCUAGUAUCUGUCGGCUGGUUAUAUGUAUAAACUCGGACACAGGUGUACUUGUAUACGAAGUGGUCAUGAAGUAACUUUUUAUCUUGUUCAGCAGCUACACAUUUUUCAAAUGUAAAGAAAAUUGAAUCUUUAGGCUGGCAGAACCUUAUUUCUCGCUUACAUAUAAGGUUUCUUGCAGAACCAUUUAUCUUGUCACUUUUCUCAGACAAUUUUCAGUGAUUCAAAAUUACAUGGUAUAUUUAGCUUGAAGCCAUGAGAUGAUGAAUAUUGAUUCACAUGCUUAGGCUUGCAGAACCUUAUUUCUUGCAUAGAUAUGACAUGAAGUUUUUCUCUCUCUUGCAUAACUUUGUUGAUCUUUUUAAUGUUGAAAUUAAUGUCUUCUAUUCAUUUGUCAAAGUUGGUGAAAAAUAGAUUGUAAUCAUACACUUUUGUUCUCUUAGAGUAUAACAUACUUCUUCCAGAGGGUAAAAUCAUGUCAUUGUAUUGAUGGUGGUAUUUUCUGGUCUCUAAACAUUGGACACAAUGGCUGUUUCUUCUGUGGAAACAAUUUUUUACUUAUAUCUUAGAUGUAUAAGUCUUUGAGAAAGUCUGCAAAUAUAGUGACAAAACUUGUCAGCACUUUCUUCCUUCUGGCUCUCUUUGAUGGUUUCCCCAUCCCCACCUUUUUUUUUUUUUUUUUAAUGGGAAAAGGAAGUAUGCACCAUCCUUGUAUAGAUCCAUUUAUAUCCUUUUCACAUAAUAAAAACACUGGGCUCAUAGUCA
This is a messenger RNA of Macadamia integrifolia, 6152 nucleotides long. Its product is annotated as protein ELC-like. The record is from RefSeq and is a predicted model, not a curated record. The transcript has 2 exons. Gene Ontology annotation, molecular function: ubiquitin binding. Gene Ontology annotation, biological process: endosome to lysosome transport; protein modification process; protein transport. NCBI's taxonomy places the organism in Eukaryota, Viridiplantae, Streptophyta, Magnoliopsida, Proteales, Proteaceae. Gene Ontology annotation, cellular component: ESCRT I complex. The coding region runs from base 185 to 1408 and encodes 407 amino acids.